UUCUUCUUCAACAUGGAGGAGAAUAGAAACCCACCAAAAAGUUACCACUUUUUUCACCCUUUUAAAUCUCCCAACAUUAGUACUAGGUUCAAAUCCAACAUACAUCACCAGAAAAAGCAAAAACAGGACAACAUAUCCAUGGAAGAGACUGUCUCUUUGAUCCUUGAAGGUUGUAAGUUAGCCAAAGACCUUGAAUCAAACUUAGAAAACUUAUCCAAACAACCCCAUUUGCUCUUCAACUCAUGCGAUCAUCUUGUCAAGGUUUUCGACAACGCGAAGAAGCGUCUUCAAUGUACUUAUGAUCGGCCACAUGAACAACAACAACCACAGCAUCUACAAAUGGAUGCAAGUUUGCAGGAAUGGUUGCAAUCGAAUUAUACGCAAGCAAUGGAUAUACUUCAAACACAGCUUUUGGUUGAAAGGAGCUCCAUUGAUACUGCAAAUAGGAUGAGAAAUAAUGCUGGAGAUGAUCAUGAUCAGCAAUUGCAAGGUGGUGGAAAUUUGAACGUUCCGGCUAUGGAUGUAACAGUGUUUCCAGGUGGGAGUUUUGCUGGUCCUUCUUCUUCUUCUUCCUCGCAAAGACCGCGAAAGAGAAAGGAAAGCAUGGAUAUUCGAAUAGAGAGAAUGGAUGCUCCAAGGAUUGGAAAUACUGAAAUCCCACCGGAGGAUGGUUUCACUUGGAGAAAAUAUGGUCAGAAGGAGAUCAUGGGCUCAAAAUUUCCAAGGAGCUACUACAGGUGUACCCACCAAAAGUUGUACCAAUGCCCUGCUAAAAAACAAGUCCAGAGACUUGACGAUGACCCUUAUAUAUUCGAAGUAAUUUACCGCGGUAACCAUACUUGCCACAUGUCAGCCACCGCUCCGUCGGCUCUACCACCACAACAGCCGGUACCAUCGGAAAUUACACAAGGCAUGUCCCAAUUAGCCAUGACCACCACUAGUACUACUAGUGCUAGUACUACUGCUUUUCCUCUAGGCAGAUCAUGGCUUUCUAUGGAGUUUGGUAGAGGUGGAGGAGGCAGCAGUAGCAGUGGAGCCGGUACGUCCACCAGUCGUUAUGGUAAAGAAGCUGAAGACGCAGUUAUUGAUCUGGCAGAUGUUAUGUUUAAUUCUGGUGGUAGUAGCAGCAACACUAUGGAUUUUAUAUUCCCUUCCAUUGACAAGUGGGACUCAGAAUCUGGGGACAAGAAAGACACAGACAAUGCCAACACAAAGAAAGUGUAAGGGAAUAGUAAAAUGAGAGUAGAGCAGGUUGACAACAUAGGCUUCCUCUUGCAGAAGUUCAAAAACGAAGCAAACCCGGUAGGAUACUAAAGAAGAUUUUUCUUUGUUUAAUUUUAGGAUAACUAUAUUUUAUCUUCUCAAUUACAUUUUGAUAUUUUUAACUUUUAAGUUUUACAAUUUAAGCUUUCAGUUUUAAAAUUAAUAAUUUAAACUUUUAAUUUUUCAA
Ziziphus jujuba (common jujube) is the source of this 1450-nucleotide messenger RNA. Its product is annotated as WRKY transcription factor 55. Bases 13 to 1224 code for a protein of 403 amino acids. The record is from RefSeq and is a predicted model, not a curated record. Gene Ontology annotation, biological process: regulation of DNA-templated transcription. NCBI's taxonomy places the organism in Eukaryota, Viridiplantae, Streptophyta, Magnoliopsida, Rosales, Rhamnaceae. Gene Ontology annotation, molecular function: DNA-binding transcription factor activity; sequence-specific DNA binding. The transcript has 4 exons.